Amoebophrya sp. A120 is the source of this 5385-nucleotide messenger RNA. The record is from the annotation of a GenBank genome assembly. Lineage: Eukaryota; Dinophyceae; Syndiniales; Amoebophryaceae.
UCCACAAACCGCUUUUCUUCACCUGUCCUCCGAACCAACAGUGCAUUGCAAAUCUAAUCCUCAAGUACUUCCGCGGCUGUGAGAGAAAAAAUGAAGAAAGCCGUUGUUUUCUCCGUUGUUUCCUCCGCCGCUGCAGCAGCAACGACGAGGACUCUGCUGAGUCGAGGGAAGAUGAAGAUGACCACCUCCACGACGGCCAGGAGUACAACUCGUGAAGAUUAUGCCGAUAUCAAAUGCAAAUAGGUCUGGGUCUGGGAAGUUGCGAGAUUUGUCAUGGUAGUCUGGCAUGACUCUCAACUCUGUGAUGUUGCGUCACCACAAAGAGCUCCUCUUGCCUGUCAUGCAAAAACGCAGUUUCUCAUGCAGAGUACGCAACUCAGAACCACGGAAAAGCUUGUCAUGCUUGGCAGCGCAUUACAGUGUGCUCACGAUUCCAUUCCUUGCGUCACAAGUUUCCAGACCCAGACAGAUUUGCAUUUGAUAGCCGAGAAAAGGACCUCGCUGUUGGCGACCAAGAACUACAGGAGUGCGGCCGCGCGGGGGAAGAACUUCAAGGGGAAGAAGCAGGCCACCUCCGCCGUGGCGACCGAUGUAGUUCUUGAAGCCGCAUCGACGGAUCGUCCGCUCGACCAAGACAAUAAACCCCUGCUCGCGCGGUGGAACCGGAAAAACAAGAUCGUUGGGAAGAUGAAACAGCCAGAGGAAAAAGAACAUCCGCCCCCGCCGCAGCAGGAGUUUCUGGAACAACAAGUUGGGCAGCAAGUUGGGUCAACUUCGGGCCGGCCACUACUCCCCGGUUCAGUUGUCCCGCCGGAAGGUGGUAAAGAUCUUCCCACCGGUGAAGAUCUCUCUUCUCUGCAAGAACAUCCCCUCGUGUUCCUGUCUUCCGAAACCACGCCCCCCCGCCGCAUGACGUGGGAACACUUGUUCAGUGAUGGCGAUGAUAUCAGCGGUUCGCCGAAGAAACUUUACCACGAAGAGUAUUACCUGAAGGGCGGUAGUCCGGAGCUGAGCGUGGAUUUGGACGAGGAGGAAGUCCAAGCGGUGCUUUAUAACCCGCUCAGGUGUUACACUCUCAAACGUUACAAUAGAGUCGGAGACUCGUGUUGCAUGAUGAGCAUGACAGACUCGCAGAGCGUUCCACUUUCUGCAAUAGAAAUUUCGCCAGAUUGUUGUAGUGGGGUUUGGGAUUCCGGAACUUGUCAUGCGCAAUCCUAUGAGAGUUGGCUAGAUCAUGCACUCUUGCAUCACAGAUUUCACUACUCUAUUGUAACGUUUGAGAUUGUAACAGCUGACGGCGUGAUAUGCUUUACGAGUACAGCCGUUCCCUCUGCCGUGCGAUCGGAAAGAACAAACUCGUGGCGGACGAUGCUGAUUUAUGCACUGAAAAUUUGUAGUGGUAGUCUGCGUCUGGAAACUUGUAAUGCACGGUUUGCUUAAAAUAAGUAAAUGAUAAUGAACGGUCUGUAUCAUGCACUGCGAACACGACCAAGCAUAAGAAAUAUUUGCGCAGCUAAGUGUAGUUGCGCACACGAUACCGCAUGACAAAGUGCGUUUCUCCAUGACAAGGAAAAUACGGGCCUUUUCGUCCUGGACACGCAUAAUACAAGCUCUGCAGUCCUGUCAGACAAGCAUGACAAACCUAGCAACCUUCCAGAGACCCAGACGUAUUUCCAUUUGAUGAAAUUACGAAAAACCCGAAAACGCCCACAGUUCGUCGUGGGAGCCCUGGCCGGAAUGCACCAGCGAGUACAUCUAUCAAGAGGAAAAAUCCCCCCUCCCCAUACCGAAAAGGUAUUUUUCCUAAAAUUUGUGUUGCUGAUUUGAGGUCACAAAUCACAUUUGUCUUGCAAGAAGACAAGGGCAGAAGCUUCCGCCCCAUUAUGGAAGCGAUUUUUCAUGCUGUUGUGCCUAAAGGGGAGCCGUUUGCCAUGCUGAGCAACUAGACCCAUACGCCCCUACCUAGCCUGGGGAUCUGGCCGCAGUGCCUCUUUGCAAUACAAACCUGAUUUGUGUACACAGACCCAGCAUCAGAAAUUCCGUUUUGAUAUGGGGAGGGGGGAUUUUCCCUUUCGAUAACAUCCGCCCGAAAUUUUACCCGCAAGGGGCGGGUUACGGGUGGGACUUGGCGGAAGACGAAGGCAAAGACGUCGACCCAAAAAAAACCGCCGAGUGGAACAAUUGGUUUUCCAAGGGAAAGAUUUGCGAACCCGGCUGCCUCGAACCGGCGUUCAAAACUUCCGGCACUUCCGACCGGUUCCGCGUGGCCCAGACGACGACCACACAGGCGGCGCUGGUCAACGUGGUGCAAAAUCUUUGCGUCCGGGCGGACUUUCGCCGCACGGCGUUCGCACAGGGACUGACAACGCGAGGAAAAAUAAGUCCGGCGCUGGACGACUUGUAUGCCGACGAGGUCUUCAAUGGGCCUUACUUGGAUCCCUUGCGCGGCCUCUCUAGUAGUUCCACCUCUGGUGCUCGCAAGAUGUACGACUACUCUCUCCAUUACGACACGCUGCACACCGCAUGCAAGGCCGUGGCCGGGUGGUUGCCCGCUUUCGAGCUGCAAAUGCGGAUCGCGGGAUACCUCCUCGGCGUCUGCGGUUCGCGUACUGACGCCGAUUGCGAAUCUCUGGAAAAACGGCGGCCCACGGCGUUCCCGCAGGAGGUGGGUCGGUACCACGCAGUGGAUUUGGUUCGCCCCUCGACCGGUAGUUCGCCCCUCGAGGACCACGACAUUAGGAAAAACCUAGACUGGUUCCCCAAAGGGCAGAUUUGCCACCUCGCUAACACCGCUGCCGAAGCCGAAGCCAUGUUGGUGCCGGACGUGGGGGCUGUGAAACCAGAUCAGAAAGACCUCGCAAGAAUGACGUUAGAUUCCCUCGAUUUUCUGAAGAAGCAAACCGGAGAGACGGCUUUCCCCAAGUGCGUCCCGGCUAUUUCUUCGAGCUCGUUCCCGGGUCGCGCGGUCUUUCUCGGACAAAACGCAGAGCCGCUGGCGCCGAAAUUGCACUUAUUCGAGUUGCACUUCGUCUACACGAGGCUGCAAGAGUACUGCGAACUGGUAAGGCUGUUACCGAAAGACCAGGAUUACACCGCCAGCAACGGUGCGGUUUUCGAGCAAGACGAGAAGCUAAAAUACCUCAGCAAAAUGGUUUUUGGGCUCGAAAAACCGGACUUCACGCUGGACUUCCGGUUCGCCGACCAUGAACAGCGGAGAAUUGGGUGUGAAAUGCUGCGCUUUUGGGACACGCCGGACGCGGGUCUUGUCGGGGGAACGAAGACUGGACACUAUCAAAAUGAAAAAUCCCCCCGCCCCAUACUCAAACUAGAAAUUUGUGGUCACAAAUCAGCUUUGUCAUGCUAGAAGGGAAAAGAUGCGGACUGUAGUGCGGGUUGGCGUGGGAAAGCCUUGCAUCUUCGGCAUGACAGGGGGCAGCUGGAAUGCGGAAACAGCGUGACCAAUUGCCUGCAAACGAGGCCACAGCUGCGUCCCUUGGCGUUCUAGCAUUACAAGUCGAUUUGUGUACUCAAAUACAGCAUCACAAAUUUCGUUUUCGAUAUGGGGAGGGGGGAUUUUUCCUUUUGAUAGACACGCCUGGCAGCCCAAGGGCUACGUGCAGGAAAAGCAGCUCGCGUUUUUGCUGAACCCUUCGAUGGCGAAAAAUGCGGUGUUGGAACACUGCUCCUCCGGUUGGAAAGCUGCGGUGGUUGCGACCAGCAAAUUAUCAAAAGGAAAAAUCCCCCCUCCCCAUACUGAAAAGCUGUAUUUUUGGAAAUUUGUGAUGCUGAUUUGUGGUCACAAAUCGUGUCGGUCUUGCGAGAAGGCAAACGCAGAAGGCCACAAGCAUUAUGCCGGCGGUUUGUGAUGCUGCUGGACCUACAGCAUGGACUUUUGUCAUGCUGAGCGCCCAGGCCAAAACCUCCCCACUCCGGCUUGAUAUGGAGGGCCUGCAGUCUUCUACUGCAAGACAAGGCUGAUUUGUGUACGCAAAUCCGGCAGCAGAUAUUUCGUUUUGAUAUGGGGCGGGGGGAUUUUUCCUUUUGAUACAAAUCGGCCAAUCCUCUGGCGACCGAUGUGCACAUGCUAGAAUGGCUUUUCGACGAGCGCGCGAAGAAAUUCCCAAGAGGGCAGAGCGACCACGUGUCGGGGGAGGGGUUGAAUGAAUCCCUUUUGUCGAAAGACGAUUGCACCGUGGCGACGUACCUGAAAAUUGCUGGGGUCACAGCGAAGCCGAAUUUGGACGUUUGGAGGGCCGCGGUGGACAAGGACUGCAACGUGUGGCCGGCGAUGGUGGAAGACGAACAGUUGCUGCGGCAAUACAAGGCGAAGGAGAAAGACUCGUCCCCCUCGUACGACAAAUUGAAGACUUACGAAUGCGAAAUCGUGGAGGAGGAAACGAUUGAUUACACGCUGGCUCCGCAACCGGAGCCCCUGCCGGGAGAGAAGGGCGCGGAGUGUAAGGUGACGCUGCGAAACCAGCAAAACGUUGGAAUUUUGUGCCAGCCGGGGCCGAACGGGACUUGGACGCUUAACAAUUCGAUGGAUUCGAUGAUUCGCCGCAGAAUGUGGAACUGUGACGCCGGGGAAGUCAGCGCCGAAUGCGCGACGAAGUGUGGCACGGGAGCCGGGAAAAUUGACUGCACAGGUAGAAGAUGAGGUGCUUUAGUGCAUUUUUGAUUUUUUGGGGGGUGGGAUUUCGAUUUUGAUGUACACGAGAAUAUCUCAAACCAGUUUGCUUUCACUUCACAUUUUUGUAGUACAACUUGUACAUGAUUCAGAACCACUACAUUUGCAUAGCAAGUCACCUGUUUUUUACUAUGUAGCAUUUUUCAUUUCGCAUAUAGAAGUCUGAGAUUCGUCAGAACAACUUUGCACAUACAACCACUCAGUUUCGUUUUUCAAAACUUUUUACACAUUUCUUUUGAUAAAAAGCAACCGUACCUACCCCGAGCCACCACCGACGAUUUUCCCAGAGAUUCAACCUUUGACCUGUCGUGCAAGAACGACCGGUAAUUGUUUCACAUAGAAAACCCCGUUUUUUUCGAAAUUUCCUUGUGAGAUGAGAGCAGCAUGAUCUUUACUCGGCAUCAUCAUACUUACUAUCCGAAGAUGUGGCGUCAAAUAGGUUAAAGCGCCCCCUGUUGGUAUACCCUAACAGCGUUUUAACCCUACUGGCCACAAACUGAAAUGGACUUUCCUCAGAAGUAUCAAUCCAAAAAUUAUCAUCUUCCCUCCACUGAGAUGAUACUUGUCCCACAACUCGGAAAAAUAAACCCCACGAUGAUGCAUCGAAUUAUCGUCCCCAGCAACUCAAAAGGAAAAAGUAAAACGGCUUUUCGUGCUGCGUUGUAGCGUGGUGCUGCCUUUACUUUCCUGUCUGUUCG